Molecule: messenger RNA, 1387 nt
Organism: Ziziphus jujuba (common jujube)
Lineage: Eukaryota; Viridiplantae; Streptophyta; Magnoliopsida; Rosales; Rhamnaceae
Product: cinnamoyl-CoA reductase 1
Exons: 5
Coding region: 147-1157 (336 amino acids)
Molecular function (GO): oxidoreductase activity, acting on the CH-OH group of donors, NAD or NADP as acceptor
Source: RefSeq, a predicted model, not a curated record
CCAAUCACCCAUUUUUGUUUCCAGGCCCUCCUGUUUUGCUUCGAUUACUUGCUAGUUGCUUAUACAUACAGACACACAAAGACCUCUUUCAUUCUCUCUCUCUCUCUCAGCUCUUAAAAAAAUCUCAAUUAGGCUGCAAACCAAAGAUGCCAGUUGACAUGGCUUCGGUUUCUGGGACAACAGUGUGCGUGACUGGUGCCGGAGGUUUCAUUGCUUCUUGGAUCGUCAAGCUACUCCUUGAAAGAGGCUACACUGUCAGAGGAACUGUCAGAAACCCUGAUGACCCAAAGAAUACCCAUUUAAGAGAACUGGAAGGAGCUAAAGAGAGGCUGAUUUUAUGUAAAGCUGAUCUUCUUGAUUUCCAAAGCCUCAAAGAAGCCAUCAAUGGCUGUGAUGGAGUUUUUCACACCGCUUCUCCUGUUACUGAUGAUCCUGAACAAAUGGUGGAGCCGGCUGUCAAUGGAACUAAGAAUGUUAUAAUUGCAGCAGCCGAAGCCAAAGUUAGGCGUGUGGUCUUCACGUCAUCAAUUGGUGCGGUUUACAUGGACCCUAAUCGGGGCCCCGAUGUUGUGGUUGAUGAAUCUUGCUGGAGUGACCUUGAAUUUUGCAAGAACACCAAGAAUUGGUACUGCUAUGGUAAGGCAGUGGCAGAGCAUGCAGCUUGGGAGGUAGCCAAAGAGAAAGAGGUGGAUUUGGUGGUGGUGAACCCAGUUCUGGUUCUUGGUCCUCUUCUUCAGCCAACAAUUAAUGCCAGCAUCAUCCAUAUUCUCAAGUACCUCACUGGCUCCGCAAAGACUUAUGCCAAUUCGGUUCAAGCUUAUGUCCAUGUCAGGGAUGUGGCUUUAGCCCAUAUUCUGGUUUUCGAGACUCCCUCUGCCUCUGGCAGAUAUCUCUGUGCCGAGAGUGUACUUCACCGUGGGGACGUGGUCGAAAUCCUUGCCAAGUUCUUCCCGGAAUAUCCUAUUCCUACCAAGUGUUCAGAUGAAAAGAACCCAAGAAAAACACCCUACAAGUUCUCAAACCAGAAGCUGAAGGACUUGGGACUCGAAUUCACGUCAGUGAAGCAGUGCUUAUAUGACACUGUAAAGAGCCUGCAAGAGAAAGGUCACCUUCAAAUCCCUACACCUCAGGAAGAUUCCAUUAAGAUUCAGUCUUAGUACUUCUUGUUCUUCUAUAUGAUUUCUGCUAAUCAAAACUGAAUAUUAUAAGGUCAAGUUAAUCUGUGCUUUCUAUAUCUGGUACCGAACAGUUUAUCACAAAACCAUAUAACGAAAAAUGGGAUUGUGACAAUAUUGUCUGUUUCUUGUCUCAUUCCAUUUUGCUAUAUAGAUGUUAUAAACAGUAUUUUGUAAUGGAAUAUAUAUAUAUAUAUAUAUUUUUUCAAGUA